AUGGAGGACGGUAUCCAAAAUGGCUUCCUUUUUCUUCUGUAGUUUGUGUUUGUUUUUCUUGAAAAAUUCGUUAAUUUAUAUACAAUUAAAAGAUGUAACAUUGAUAAACAAGAGAGUUCAUUGAACAUUUAUUCGUCUUUAAAAUUAUCAGUAACACAAUGGAAGAACUGAGAAUUAUUAAAAUGUAUCAGAAAUACCUUGUAAUUUUUUAUUCUUUUGUGAAUAUUCUUCUACACACAAACUUUUAAAUUAUGGCUUCGAGACCUAAUGAUGGUUUAAAAAUUAAUAAUGUAAUUCAUCAUGCAAACCAAACUCCUGAUGGAAUUUAUAAAACAGCAACACCUCAAUGGCAGGACACACAGCUAUUAACACAGAAUCAUGGACUGAAUGAAAAUGAAGUCAUAGAUGUUAGCAUGAGCGAACUUCCAUAUGGUUGGGAGAAGAUUGAGGAUCCUCAUUAUGGAACAUAUUAUAUUGAUCAUGUGAACAAAACAACACAGUAUGAAAGUCCUCUGUCACAAGUACAAAGAAAUCAAGAAGAUACAAUUCAGAAAUUACCUUACAUAUUUACAAGAAAUCCAUAUGAGCUGAAAGGAGAAAUGAUUCAAACAACAUUGGUGAAAAGUGCACGAGGAUUUGGAUUUACAAUUGUUGGUGGAGAUAAUGGAGAUGUUGAAGAAUUUUUACAAAUAAAAAAUAUUGUUCCUCAUGGUCCUGCUUGGCAAAAUGGAAUAUUACAAACAGGCGAUGUUUUAGUUUAUGUCAACAGAACGUGUGUUUUAGGUUACACUCAUCAAGACGUUGUUACACUUUUCCAAGCAAUGUCUCCAGGUGAUAGUGUUCAACUUGAAGUAUGUCGGGGCUAUCCUCUUCCUUUUGAUCUAAGUGACCCCAAUGCAGAAGUUGUAUCUACUAUGGCUGUGUCUGUUAAUCAGUCACCUGAAAACAGGCCAUUAUAUAAUGAUACUGCUGACCCUGAAGCUGUAAAAGAAGAAUACUUCAAGUUAGAUGAUGGAUCAGAUUCUGCACGUUCUGCUAAAUCAAUGCCUGACUUAAGAAAUUCAAAUCCAUCCAAAAUACAAAGACACAGUAGUGCAGAUAUUCUAGAUAAUCCUACAGCAGAAAUGUCUACUUUCAAUCAGCAACAAAAUGAUUUUUCAGAAUAUAUUACUGUAGAAAUUAUUAAAGGAAAUAAUGGCUUUGGUUUUACUAUUGCUGAUAGUGGUUGUGGACAAAAGGUAAAAAAGAUUUUAGACAAAAAUAGAUGCAAAUCUCUCCAAGAAGGAGAUGUAUUACUUGAGAUUAAUGGAAAAUCUGUAACUAAUGCGUCUCAUACGGAUGUUGUAUUAACAUUGAAAGAAUGUCCAUGCGGAGAAGCAGCUAAAAUAACCGUGCAGCGCAUGCUAAAAGGAAAUAAGUAUUUUAGGUCAUAUGAGUGUAAUAAUUAUGAAAUGGAUGGAAAUAGCAAUUUAGUUUCACAGUCAUUAUUAUGUUCAGAAAAAAUUAAACCAAAAGAUAUAACAAUUCCCUCUGUUCCUGGUUCUUACAGAAGUAAAACCCCCACUGCUGAUCUGUAUAGCUCAAAAAAUAAGGAGACUGUACCUGUUAAUAGACCAAAAACUCCUCUUAUGGAUACAAGGAAUUGGUCUCCAGAAGAAAAUUCUUAUCAAGGUUAUAAUUCUUCUGUGGAUCAAGAGCUUUUAUCAAUGUGGAAAACAGGUUUUAGAAUUAAAUCACCAAAUUCUCAACCUAAUUGGUCAGUUAUUCAAGAUCAGCCUCCUUAUUGGUUUAAUAAGAAUUUUCAAGAAUCCAACAAGAAUCAAGAUUGUUUGCAAUGUGAUGGUCCUUUGCAAAAUUUUAAGAAUAUUCCUGAAAUAGAUGAACUUAAAUCCAUUCAAAUUAAUAAUAGAGGUUUAUAUAAUACAAAUAAUUGGGAUCAUGCUAAUCUUGGAAAUAUAAAUGCUGGUGUUCAGUCAUAUCCAAAAUUUAUUUCAAAUAGGUAUUUAAGUGAUAAUAGUUAUCUUACAUAUUCUUCAGAUUAUAGUAACUGUCAAACUCCUCCAGAUAAUAUCAGUCAGCAUAUGUUUACAAAAGAAAAUAUUCCUGGUCAUAUUCAUUAUCAAUACUCACCAAAUCAAAGUUUAACACCAACAAAAACUAAUAAUUCUUUGGAUCAAGAACAGCAACCUCUCUUAUCUAAAGUUUUAAGUGAAGACUCGGAGUAUAAUAUGUAUAGAACACAAACUAUACCAGAUAGUCCAGAAUUAAAUGAAAUGAUAGUCACUUUACAUCGACAAGAAAGUGGCUUUGGUUUUCGAAUUGUAGGAGGUACAGAAGAAGGCUCUCAGGUUUCAAUUGGUCAUAUUGUUCCUGGAGGAUCUGCAGAUUUAGAUGGAAGAUUAAGACCAGGGGAUGAAAUUAUAUCAGUAGAUGGACAAAGUGUUAUUAAUACAACUCAUCAUCAUGUUGUUCAGCUCAUGGGUAAUGCUUCUAUAAAUGGAAUAGUAACACUUGGGAUUAAGAGAGAUAUUCCUCCUAGGAAUAUAGAGUCUCUUCAAGAUUCUUAUGCCAAUCAUUUUACAGACCUUGUAUAUCCAUAUAAUAUCACUGUUACAAGAAAGCAAAAUGAAGGUUUUGGAUUUGUAAUCAUAUCAUCAGUUAAUCGAAUUGGAUCAACAAUAGGACGUAUUCUAGAAAACAGUCCUGCAGAAAGAUGUGGUCAGCUUCGUGUGGGAGAUCGAAUAUUAGCUGUCAAUGGCAUUAGUAUUAUACAUAUGCAUCAUGGUGAUAUUGUGAAUUUGAUUAAAGAUUCAGGAUUUUCAGUAACUCUCACUAUUGGUGCACCACAAGAUGAUGAAGAAUCAAGUACUACUUCCAAUUCUCAAAAGGGUGAAGAAUCCCAAAAUGAACAAUGUUACCAUUCAGUAGAAUUAUUAAGAGGAACGAGAGGUUUUGGAUUUAGUAUCAGAGGAGGACAAGAAUUUCAAAAUAUGCCUCUAUAUGUUUUGAGAAUAGCAGAGAAUGGACCAGCUCAUCAGAGUGGAAAAUUACAGAUUGGAGAUCAAAUUAUGGAAAUUAAUGGAAUCAACACAAGUGAAAUGACACAUGCAGAAGCUAUUGAGAUUAUUCGUCAAGGUGGCAAUUCAGUUUCUUUGCUGGUUAAAAGACAUGACAAAUUACCUGCUGCCAUUGCUAAUAAUCCUGGUUCUCUUCCACCUGAUUAUUACAGUAUUAUUGAACAGAAGGAAAUAACAAGAUAGUCAACAAUUCAGUCACUUGCAUAGUCAAAGUGUAACGUUUUGUCCAUAUAUUUUUGUUUAUUUUCUUGUAUAUUAUAAAUAUUUCAUUAUUGUCUGUAUGAGAAUAUUAUUGUAUACAGUAUUGGUUAGAUGUCCAAUUAAAAUACAUGUUUAGUGUCAAAUUGGAAAGUAGCUAUUUUGUUGUUUAUAUUGAAUCAAUCUAUGUUUUAAAAAUAGAAUUUUUAAAACAUGUUUUAAAAUUGCUCUUCCAACUAUGUUUUUUUACAACAGAUUUUUUUCAUUUUUGUAUUUACAAAGUGUAUUGUAUAUUCAUGAAUAUUUACUAAAAUUUUACAAAUUAUAUCAUUUUCAUCAUCUACUUGAAUUGUUAUAUAUUGACUUGAGUGUAAAUGUGUGAAUGUUUAUAAUGUAAAACAUUUGUUAUUCAAAGUUAAUCAUUGACAGUUUACUGUUAUCAAAUUUUAUAUUCAGUCUGUUUUGUAUGAAGGAUGCUAAUGUGAAUUAUUGUGAAUUUUUAAUGGCACUGCCAACUAAUUGUUCAUUAUAAUAUAAGAUAUAUUUAAAUUUGAAAUAUUGUUAUAAUUAUCUUGAAGGAAUACAUUGGACAAAUUACUAGAAAAAAUUAUGAGUAAAAAAGAAAGACAGUAUAUGGCAUAAUUUACAACAGGAAA
Centruroides sculpturatus (bark scorpion) is the source of this 3931-nucleotide messenger RNA. RefSeq names its product membrane-associated guanylate kinase, WW and PDZ domain-containing protein 1-like. The record is from RefSeq and is a predicted model, not a curated record. Gene Ontology annotation, cellular component: cytoplasm. NCBI's taxonomy places the organism in Eukaryota, Metazoa, Arthropoda, Arachnida, Scorpiones, Buthidae. Gene Ontology annotation, biological process: signal transduction. Bases 252 to 3260 code for a protein of 1002 amino acids. The transcript is spliced from 17 exons. Gene Ontology annotation, molecular function: protein binding.